GCCGGUUGCGGCGAGUUUGCACCACGACGGUGGGUGCGGAAGGCGGCGACGAACUCGACGGCGACGGAGGCAACUCGGGCUCCAGCGGUCGGCUGCGGCGCAAGGGACGACGACGGCCGGCUCCGAAGGUGGAUGGAAUUGAGCUGAGUGCCACGUCAGUUGAAACCGCCGUCCAAAUCACCGAGGAGCUUUACGUGUCAUGUUUACUAUAGCGAACUUAUCCCUUCCCUUGUUGUAUCCGUCCUUUGUUGUCCCUCUCUAGGGUUUCCACUUCCUUCCUGCUCGGAUUCCCAUGGACGGCCCGUCGGGUUGGUUCCUGAAGGUCCCUCCGCCGCUCCACACCGUGGAUCCGCCGGGCUCCCCUCCUCCUGCCUCCAUCCUCCUCGAGCCAUACGGCUACUUCAGCGACCGCACCAACCACACCACCGCCAGGGGCCUCACCAGGGGCGGCAAGAACAUCGUCUUCACCUUCUGGACGGCCACCCCGCCGCGCGCCUCCUUCUUCACCCUCCAUUCCCCCGACGACACCAAGUGCUCCGCCUUCGCCGACGCGCCCGACGCCGUCUGCUCCGACCACCACCUCCUCCUGCUCCGCAUCCCCAUCUGCCUUGAGGCCACCCAAAUCUACGCCAUCAACAACCACUACUUCGUCUACCACGCAGGCGGCGACGGCGAGCAGCGGCUCACGCCGGUCCCCACGCCCCCGGGCCUCACCUUCGCCUUCCCCAACAGUGAGGUCGUCCUUCUGCGCCGCCGCCGCCCCCGCGAAGCCUUCUUCCUCGCCGCGCUCCAUCGCCCCACCCUCUGUCGCCAGUACACCCACGAGCAGUUCGAUCUCCACCUGUACAGCUCCGAGACGGGGGAAUGGAGCACCAAGCUGAUGGUGAGCGUCGACGCCGAUGAUGAUGAUGAUUCAACCAGCUUCAGAUUUUCCUACGCUAGCAAGGCGAUUGUUGUGGGAGGGGAGCUCGGAACCGUGGGCUGGGUCGAUCUCUGGCAUGGCAUCCUCGUCUGCGACAUCCUCCUCGACAACCCUCGCCUCCGCUUCAUCCCACUGCCGCCGCCGCUGGUGCCCAGGCAACUCAAGGGAGACCCGAUGUUUCAUCGCAACAUCGUUGUUCUUGAAGGGUACAUCAAGUUCUUUGAAAUGUACAACCACACCACCGGAUCUGCCUCUGCUCAAGGUUGGGUGGCUGCAACGAAGAAGAUGAAGAUUUCGAGCAUUGCAUCUGGGAACAGCAGCAGCAGCAGCUGGGAGGACGACUGCGCUAUCAAAUUCUCCGAGAUCCCAGUGGAGAGCCUCACAUUUGCCCAGAUGCUGCGGCUGCAGCCUAAUCUGAAGCAGGGUACGGGUACAACGAGGCUAACUUUGAAGAGACUCCACGCUGGUUAUCCUGCGCUGAGCUUGCACGACAGUGAUGUUGUCUACAUCAUGCACACACCUGAUCCCGACGAGGAGGACAAGGCGUUGGUGAUUGCUGUUGAUAUGAGGAACAAGGCUCUAAAGGGUGUGGCUGAUUUUGGCUUUGGAAGGCCUGUGGGCUACGGUUUCACCUACCUUCAAACUGGGAUCUCCAAGCAUCUCAGCAAUUGUUCUUCUUCCUCCAGGGAUGGAAUUUUGGGAGCAGGCGAGAAAGAAGUUCCAGGUGAGGGUGUUGCAACCGCAGCCUGACUCUUAAGGUUUGAAGCAGGGCAUGGCCGUCAAGCAGAGUGGUGGUACUUAUUAUUAUAGCAAGUUGAAACAAUGCCCUUCACACCUCACCCGUGAUGGCUAGUGUUGCAUUAUCGAUGGACUUGUAUUACCUUACUUCUUUUGCAUUAUGUGAACUAUGGUGCUCUGGACUAUGUGGUACGGUAGCCAUGUGACGUCUCAUAUAUCUUGGUAAAAAAAACAAAAGGUACA
This is a messenger RNA of Oryza sativa Japonica Group (Japanese rice), 1903 nucleotides long. RefSeq lists its product as uncharacterized. The record is from RefSeq and is a predicted model, not a curated record. Lineage: Eukaryota; Viridiplantae; Streptophyta; Magnoliopsida; Poales; Poaceae.